Messenger RNA from Aureobasidium subglaciale EXF-2481, 1244 nucleotides. RefSeq lists its product as uncharacterized. Lineage: Eukaryota; Fungi; Ascomycota; Dothideomycetes; Dothideales; Saccotheciaceae. The record is from RefSeq and is a predicted model, not a curated record. Bases 230 to 1027 code for a protein of 265 amino acids. The transcript has a single exon.
AAAUAUUUUGGCUUGACCUAGGGCGCUAUCUCCUUUGUCAUUAUACCUAGUAUCUGAGGAGCUCUACUGCUCCCUCCAUGUAGGAGAUACAUGCAUAGACCACAAAUCCCUUGCGUUGCACUUCUCCGGACUUUCUUGCACACUGACGAAUAGCGCAUGCAAGAUUACGUCGAUCUCGUCUGCCCUUUCCUCAACCCUAGGUGAAUGCCGAACACACAAGACGACAACCAUGCCGCUUCGAUUCUGCCCAUCGAAUCGCAACUCAAGGUACCACAAAUUUGUACCUAAUCUAUCUCCCACAUUGCAACAUCUCACGCAUUCUGCAAUCCCCUCGCCGGCUUCCACUCUGCAAGGGCACGCACUGUCAGCACGUCAACAAAGACAACAUGAGUCUCAUGGAUUAUUUCGGUACCUCCGAGCACUUUCUCACACAUUCCACGUGAACGUGUGUGCGCUGCACCCAGAACGCCCAUCACACUGGCCCGUCUGGGCCGCGCUUCGGACACAGCCAUGUGUUACACAAGAUCCUUCGAACGUUCAAGACUUGCCUAGUUUCCUUGUUGGAUAUGAUAGCCACGUGCCAGUGUCUCGAGCAAUCGAGCCACUGCCCACCACCUUCUACAGUGCGGUCGAUUCCCUGCAGCCGCAUUCUCCCAUCCGGGUUCCCUCAUUGUCUUACAUUCUUGACCACUUCAUCUCGACUCCAAGCAGGAACUCAAAUGCACGCACCCGACGAAUAGUGGUUGAUCCUACACGCACUCCUAGUAGCAGCGUCAAUGCGAUUUAUGUCUGGAUCAGCUUAGCAACAUCCCUUGCUUCAAUCAGUCGUAAAUUGUGUGAAGAAAGCUCAUGCAGGCUUCAACGCACGAGGACUGUUUCAGCACAUCAUCUCACGCAGGAUUCAACAGACGCUGCGUGGGGUGCUGCAUUUUUAUGGUGCGGCCUUGUAAGGCCAUGGCCGUUAUGGUCAUGCAUUUGCUCAAGGCAGAGUCCUAUAACCGGUGGGGUAGUCCUCAAGGGACUAUGAUCUGUCACAUUUUUCUCCAAAAAUGCUCUGUGGAAAUUCUUGUUUUCCUGAGAUGCAAUGACUUCGUCCUUUGUGGACCCUGCCACGGUGCGAUCUAGUUUCUGCCGUCGGUCUACGUCUACAGCCAAUCAACAGACAUCGUUUGGGGAAGGUGCUGUAUGCUGUGGAAGCCAGGAAUCUCAUGAUCAACAACAACAUCAACAUACCCCACAGUCAU